AUGCAGAGUUUAAGGGUUUUGAUUGGUGUGGCUCUGUCAGUACAACUGAUCCAGAUAGGAUAUGCUUGUGAAGGAGAAGGUUGUGAUAACAUCUCAAACCACAAGAAGCUGAAUACACCUCUGGAAACUUUUAAUGUUCUGAAUAAUCUCAAUUCUGAGAAGAAGAAGAACAAAUCUUCCAAUGUUUUACCUUUCAUUGGGAUCACAGAUGCCAGCAAAUUGAACAAACAUUGUUGUCAAAAUGGAGGGACUUGUUUCCUGGGGACCUUUUGCAUAUGUCCCAAACACUUCACUGGAAGACACUGUGAAUAUGACACAAGGAUCAGGAGUUGUGGUGCACUUGGACAUGGCGAGUGGUCUCAAGAAGGAUGUCAGUUGUGCCGGUGCAUUUAUGGGACUCUCAACUGUUUUACCCAAGCUGGAUGUGGUAAGAGAUAG
This is a messenger RNA of Sceloporus undulatus (fence lizard), 438 nucleotides long. RefSeq names its product teratocarcinoma-derived growth factor 1 (gene CRIPTO). Lineage: Eukaryota; Metazoa; Chordata; Lepidosauria; Squamata; Phrynosomatidae. Bases 1 to 438 code for a protein of 145 amino acids. The record is from RefSeq and is a predicted model, not a curated record. The transcript has 5 exons.